This is a messenger RNA of Lichtheimia ornata, 1026 nucleotides long. RefSeq lists its product as uncharacterized. Gene Ontology annotation, biological process: nuclear envelope organization; lipid homeostasis. NCBI's taxonomy places the organism in Eukaryota, Fungi, Mucoromycota, Mucoromycetes, Mucorales, Lichtheimiaceae. The coding region runs from base 1 to 1026 and encodes 341 amino acids. The transcript is spliced from 7 exons. The record is from RefSeq and is a predicted model, not a curated record. Gene Ontology annotation, cellular component: nuclear membrane; nuclear envelope.
AUGGCUUUCCAACGUACGCGAGAGGCACCCAUGGACUUUGAGUACGAACAUGCACCCCAUUUCUCCUAUAACGUAUUUAAUUCCUACAACAACGUCGCCCAUGAUCUUGCAAAGAAGGCUGCUCAUUCUGUAGCAAGUGGUUUCUAUGUGCCUGAAUCAAGAUCGACCAAACGAGAUCCACCUGAAAUCAACCAUGUAUCAACAAAGCUGGAUGAUAUUACAUUGAACGACACUUUACCACAGGCAGCAGCAUCAUCAUCAUCACCACCACCACCUCCACCAUGUCCUUCAACACCACUAUCCCCGAUUCAAGACAUUGAACAAAAGCAAUCAUCUAGUAUGUCAUCGUCAUCUUUACCACAAACACCACCUGAUCUACCUGUGGAGGCACCUUCAACAACAUCCCCCAAUGACUUGUCACUCAUCCAAGCUCCUGCAUCACUACCACUACCACCACCACCACCACCACCUUCGCAUCAACAUCUUCAUCAGCAUAUAUACCCUUCAGCACCAUCAACACAGGAAGAGCAUCGAGAUAAUUGGAUCAUCUUGGCUACAGGAAUGUUACAUGUCGGAUGCCGGAUCGCUUUGACUACGCUGGCCGUAUUCGUUAUUGUCCAAUUUGCUGUUGCUCUUAGUCGCGAUGUUUCUCAAAGGAUGGCUAUAUAUGAAUCAGAUAUUCUUGAGGAUCAUUACCAUUGUCGGAUGGAAUAUGCAAAGAAUCGCUGUGAUCCUUCAACACGUUUACCAGCUAUGGAUGAACAAUGCCGACGGUGGCAACAAUGCCUGUAUCGCCCCAUGUGGGUAGGAAAAACAAGAGUGCUUGCAGAGACAUUGGGUGAUAUUGUCAAUGGAUUUUUUGAUACGAUAUCAUUUAAAACGAUGGUGUUUGUUUUUGGAAUUACAUUUGCAUUACUUUGGACACGGUCUACAGCAGCAGCUGCAGCUUCAAGGUCAUCAUCAUCAUCAUCUUCAGGCGCUUUAGAGAGUAGCAAAAGGAAAGAGAUUGGUUGGAAUACGCAAUAA